CUUUCAACUAAACCUAACCACAAACCUUAUCUAGCCGAGGAGGUUGGUCAGAGAAGAGUUUUAGAUGCUUCAUCUUCAGGAUGGAACUCAUUAUUUCCAAACUCGUGCGAGUUAAAUGGCUGUUGCGUCUUCUCCAGUGAUCUCUCUGGCUAGGAAGAGAUACAGUAGGACUGUUUGAAAAUGGAUAUUCUCACACAUUCUUCUUCAGAUAGAGAAGCCAGCAGUCACUGACAUAAGAACUUGAAGUUCCUUCCUCUUUUUUUAUGUAUUAAGAACAGGAAUAAAGAAAUGAAGAAGGUUCUCAGGACAGAGCUCUGAAUCACAAUGUACUGCACUCUGGCGACAGAACAAAUUCACUAAAGUGAUGACAGGACCCAGGGAGAACAAUGCUUUAUUUGAGCUGGAUAUUUCUUUGGCUUGUCACAGGAGUGAAAAUUAAAGGAUUUAAUAUUUCAGAUUGCUCCACCAAAAAAAUUCUUUGGAUGUAUUCUGUGAAGAGUGAGGAGGAGUUUUUCUUAUUUUGUGAUUUACCAGAGCCACAGAAAUCCCAUUUCUACCACAGAAGUCAACUUUCACCAACACAAGGCCCUGGACACCUGCCCUGCAGUGGUAUUAAGGACCUAUCCGAUGUCCAAUGGUACCUACAACCUCAAAAUGGAGGUCUACUAGAGGAAAUUACUGAAAACUAUCCUCACAUCAUCCAGGACAAGAGCACCCUACGUUUUUUGACCGCAGGGAUGAAUAAUGCUGGGUCAUAUAUUUGUAGACCCAGGAUUAGGAGCCCCCAGGAUGAGGCCUGUUGUGUCAAGACGAUAUUAGAAGUUAAGCCCAAGACAAACACGUCCUGUGUGAGCUCUGUUUCACAUAAGCAAUACCUUCUUCUUGGUAGCACUGACUCUAUUUAUUGCCCCAGUCUCAGCUGCCAAAGUGAUGCACAAAGUCCAGAGGUCACCUGGUACCAGAAUGGAAAACUACUCUCUGAGAAAAGGAGCAACCCAAUCCUAGUGGAUGAAAUUUACGACUAUCACCAGGGCACAUACGUCUGUGAUUACACUCAGUGGGAUAACGCAAGUUCCUGGACAGUCAGAGCUGUUGUUCAAGUGAAAACCAUCGUGAAAGACACUAAUCUCAAACCAGAUAUUCUGGAUCCCGUCAAGGACACACUGGAAGUAGAACUUGGAAAGCCUCUGACUCUUAACUGCACGGCACGAUUUGGCUUUGAAAAGGACUUUAAAUCUGUGAUAAGAUGGUACGUCAAAGAUUCUGACCAGGAGUGGGAAGUCCCAACACCUGAGGGGAAAAGUGUUAAAUCCACCUUAAAGGAUGAAGUCAUUGAGCGUGUUGUCCUCUUGAAAGAAGUUACUCAGAGUGAUCUUCGCAGGAAGUUCAUUUGCUUUGCCCAGAACUCCGUCGGGAACACUACCCAGUCCGUCCAACUGAAAGAAAAGAAAGGAGUGGUGUUCCUGUACAUCCUACUCUUCACGGUCAUGAUGCUGGCAGGUGUGCUGGCGGCAGGGGCUCUCCUCUACACCUACUGGAUUGAAAUCGUGCUGCUCUACCGAACCUACCAGAGCAAGGAUGAGACACUUGGAGAUAACAAGGAAUUCGAUGCUUUCGUAUCCUACGCGAGAUGGAGGUCUUUUGAGAGUGAGGCCACUUCAUCUCUAAGUGAGGAAAACUUGGCCCUGAAUCUCUUCCCUGAAGUUUUGGAAAACAAAUAUGGAUACACCUUGUGUUUGUUUGAAAGAGAUGUGGCCCCCGGAGGAGUGUAUGCAGAAGACGUUGUGAGCGUUGUUCAGAGAAGCAGAAGAGGAAUAUUUAUCUUGAGCCCCAGCUACAUCAAUGGACCCAGUGUCUUUGAACUACAAGCAGCAGUGAAUCUUGCCUUGGAUGAUCAAACACUGAAACUAAUUUUAAUUAAGUUCUGUUCCUUCCAGGAGCCAGAGUCUCUACCUCAUCUUGUGAAAAAAGCUCUUCGGGUUUUGCCCACAGUCACUUGGAGAGGCUUAAAAUCAGUUCCUCCCAAUUCCAGGUUCUGGACUCAAAUGCGCUACCACAUGCCUGUGAAAAACUCUAAAGGAUUCAUGUGGAACCAUUUCAGAAUUAUCCCAAGAAUUUUUUCACUGGAAAAGACUAGUAAAACAGAAACCACUGGGAGGAGCUCCCAGCCUAGGGAAGGGUGAAAUGGGCCCUGAACCACCUCCCCUCCAGUCCUUGGCAAGUAGAGAUGUUGAUGGAAGAACGCACAGCAUGGGUUGGGCUGAUGUAAAAUGGAAAGAGUUCUGCCAGCCCUGAGCAAGUUUGACAGGUACUGGAAUGACACUGAAGCUGUGGUUAGAGCCUCUGAUUUCCUGGACUGGACAGAGGGAGAGUGAAUUCUCCAGAUGCUUCACACAUUCAGCACAUAAUGCCUCUAAGAUUUUCCUAGUGGUCUAAGCAGAAUCAGCAGAUACAGCCAUGUUUGCUUUGUAACUAUGGACCAUCCUGUCUACUCUGUAUUGUACGUAUAAAUUUAUAUACAUUUGCAAUCAAAUAAAUAUUAUUUUAUUA
Molecule: messenger RNA, 2550 nt
Organism: Diceros bicornis minor
Lineage: Eukaryota; Metazoa; Chordata; Mammalia; Perissodactyla; Rhinocerotidae
Gene: IL18RAP
Product: interleukin 18 receptor accessory protein
Exons: 12
Coding region: 387-2183 (598 amino acids)
Biological process (GO): interleukin-18-mediated signaling pathway
Molecular function (GO): interleukin-18 receptor activity
Source: RefSeq, a predicted model, not a curated record